AUGUUUGGCUUUAGGAAAUCACCUGCCAAUGAACUGCCUAAGCAAAACUUAAUUGACCCUUCUAAUCCUUUUGAUUCUGAUACGGAAUCUGAUAACAAAUCAACUACUACACCCACAAGAAGAAUUUCUUCCGAACCAGUGCUCAUUACACCAAGCCAAAAAUAUAAUCCGUUUGAUGACGAUGAUGAUGAUUUUGGGAGAGGAGCAUCUUCUUCAUCCUCUUACUCCUCUAGAAACAAGCAGAAUAUCAAGUCUCAGGGCAAGAAAGACCUUGAGAGCACGUCUGUACAAGAAUUUGAGAGUGAUGCUAUGAACAAGGCUCAAGAGACGACAAACUCCGUGAACAACUGCCUGAAGAUUGCAGAGGACAUUAGACAGGAUGGUGUUAGAACCUUAGAGACCUUGCAUCAACAGGGCGAGCAAAUCCACAAGACCCACAUGGUGGCUGUUGAUAUGGACCGUGAUUUGAGCAGGGGGGAGAAAUUGUUGAAUAAUCUUGGCAACAUGUUUUCUAUGCCUUGGAAGUCAAAAAAGACAAGGGACAUCGCAGGGCCUUUAACUUCAAGAGAUGAAAAUGAUAUAGGAAAACGAAGUAGCCCGGCUCAAAGGGAAAAGUUAGGUUUGAAUUUGGCACCUAAAGGACGGUCUGUUUCUCGUACGCCUCCUCUGGAUCCAACAAACUCCUUACAGAAAGUUGAGGUGGAGAAGGCAAAGCAAGAUGAUGCACUUUCAGAUCUCAGCAAUAUAUUGGGUGAAUUAAAGGGCAUGGCUACUGACAUGGGUUCUGAACUUGACAGGCAAAACAAGGACCUCAAUUACCUUCAAGACGAUGUGGAUGAACUAAAUUAUCGGGUGAAAGGUGCCAAUCAACGUGCGCGUCGUUUGCUUGGGAAGUGA
This is a messenger RNA of Fraxinus pennsylvanica, 897 nucleotides long. NCBI's taxonomy places the organism in Eukaryota, Viridiplantae, Streptophyta, Magnoliopsida, Lamiales, Oleaceae. The record is from the annotation of a GenBank genome assembly.